Messenger RNA from Symbiodinium pilosum, 846 nucleotides. The record is from the annotation of a GenBank genome assembly. Lineage: Eukaryota; Dinophyceae; Suessiales; Symbiodiniaceae.
AUGCCUCGUCGACAGCAGUCACGGGAGAAUGCAGAUGAGGUGAAGGUAGAUCUUUCUGGUGUGGCGAGUGCCUGGGAGGGCAAUGAACGCAUCCGAAGGGUGGUGUUGCCAUCGUCUUCCCUAUUGCAGUGGCUCGGCCCCACGCAAGUAGGUGUCAUUACCAUGGACACGCUUAAGAAGAAUGUACCAGUGAUGAUGGAAUUUCUGAAAGUCUACCUGCCCCAAGUGCCAGAGGGCAAGACAUGCAAUGUGGAGCUCAUUAAAGAACAGGAGUUCCGUCACCAGCUCGCCAUGGAUGAAUCUAUGGCUUCUGUGCACUGUGAGGGUGCUGCGAUAAAGUCCUUGGUCUCCCUCAUAAACCGUCGGAAUGAUGGAUGCAAACGAAGGGAUCCCCACCUACGGGAGCUCUACGAACUUGUUGUCCAGUACUGGGCCCCAAAGCUUCGCAAGUCCAAAAGUGAUCUAGAGAACCCCCCCAGUGAGAAAGAAGAGGAGGCUUCUCAGGAGCCAGUGGCACAGGAGGGGGAGGAAGAGGAAGAACUAGAGGAUGAUGAGGAGGUAGAGGCCCCAGAAGCUGAAGAACAGGAAGUGAAGGAGCCGGCAGAGCAGGAUGUGAAGGAGCCUGCAGCGGAAGAGAAUGUGUGCAAGGAUGGGAAUGUUGAGCUUCCGUAUCAGAAAUUGUUGGAGAACUUGGGGCUACCCUACAACACCCCUGAGCCCCCGUCUGCAUAUUUGCCGCCAGCCCCUUUGCCAGAGCCAGUCGACUUGAUCGCAGCACCCCCACCUGCAGCCAGCGUGGAUGAGCAGCUUCAGUUGAUUGAGCCUUCUAGCUUGCAUUUGGAGUAG